Penicillium waksmanii is the source of this 1575-nucleotide messenger RNA. Its product is annotated as cytochrome P450. Bases 1 to 1575 code for a protein of 524 amino acids. Gene Ontology annotation, molecular function: heme binding; iron ion binding; oxidoreductase activity, acting on paired donors, with incorporation or reduction of molecular oxygen. Lineage: Eukaryota; Fungi; Ascomycota; Eurotiomycetes; Eurotiales; Aspergillaceae. The record is from RefSeq and is a predicted model, not a curated record. The transcript has 5 exons.
AUGUAUCCACAUCUAGUAUCGAGUGCUCUCUUCCUUUAUGUGCUGAGAUCGCCGUCACUUUGGACAGCCGGAGUCGCAAUAUUGAGCUAUGUGGCCUUCACUCUCUUCAACAACCGGUACAACAAUGGCCUGCUGCAGUUUCCGGGUCCUGCGUUCGCCUCCAUGACCAAUAUAUGGCGUGUUCGCGAUGCCUACAUCAAUGGAGAUAAGCGCCCAUCAUACGUUGCCCUGCACAACAGGUACGGAGACGUAGUUCGUCUUGGACCCAAAUCUCUGUCCUUCGCCUCUCCGGCAGCUGUUGCCGAUAUCUAUCCAGCAGAGAAGAAUAUGGCCAAGUCCAACUGGUAUGUAGCCUUCGAGGCCCACGGCAAAGGGCCCAAGAAGGAGAACAUCUUCUCCACACGCGACAUUCACUGGCAUUCCCGGUACCGGAGUCUCGUCGGGCCUGGAUUUAAGAUGACCAACCUCGCCCCGAAAGAGCAGGAGAUUGAUCAGUUGAUUGUAAAAUUGCUGCAAAAUCUCGAUGCUGCCGCGACCAAAACAACCACCGCUGUAGACUUGCCGCUCAACUUGCAAUAUUUCACUUUUGAUGCUGGUGGUGUCGUGGCUUUCAGUCAGCCCUAUGGUUUCCUCGACAAGAAGAAGGAUUUGGACGGAAUCAUCCAAAACGUCCGGGUGGGAUCAACUCAUUUGAAUCGGAUUGCACAAGCGCCCCUUGGACAGUUCUUGUUUGAUAAAAAUCCCUUGGCUGUGUACUUUGGCUUAAUCGCGCCACCAAUGGCAUUUGCAAAGAAGUAUCUGCCAGUUCAUCGGAUUGAGAAACAACUUUCCGAGCCGGGAAAGAUGGACCAGCAUCAUGACCUGCUCGAUCAAUUUCUCAAGGCCCAUCAGCAAAGUCCGGACGUCGUUUCCAAGAAUGAAGUAGUCGACUUGGGUCUGAUGGUGGUCGUUCCUGCCUCCGAGGCUGUCCGAACCGCAAUCGCAGUCCUUAUAUAUCAAGUCUUGAAAGCUCCUAUCUCUGUUAUUAACACUCUCCGCCGCGAACUCGACUCUGUGAUCCCAACUCCAACAUCAAGUACUUCCGCAGAUCGGUACAGCAUCCCUUCCUGGGAGCUAGUCUCAACCAAACUCCCCUACCUGGACGCCUGCAUCAAAGAAACAUUCCGACUGCAUUCUUCCACUGGCUUCAAUAUGGAACGAGUGGUGCCCGCCGGCGGCGCCAUCAUUGAUGGCAAUGUCGUCCCCGAGGGAACGAUUGUAAGCUGCUCGACCUGGGUUAUUCAUCGCCAUAAGCCCACCUACGGUGAUGAUGUAGAGGUCUACCGGCCAGAGCGCUGGCUUGAGGCGAGUCCUGUACAGCGGGCGGAAAUGGAGCGAUUGCUUUGUCCGUUUGGAUUUGAGGAGAGAAUGUGUCUUGGAAGGGAGAUUGGGCUUUUUGAGGUUUACAAGGUCGGGGCAACACUUUUCAGGGAUUAUGAGUUCACUUUGGAGAGACCCGAUGAAGACAUGAAAAUCACCUGGGGUAACAUCGUCAGUGUUGAUUUUGAUGUUCGGCUGAAGCAUCGUCGGGCGUGA